Cylas formicarius (sweet potato weevil) is the source of this 4813-nucleotide messenger RNA. RefSeq lists its product as uncharacterized. The coding region runs from base 65 to 682 and encodes 205 amino acids. Lineage: Eukaryota; Metazoa; Arthropoda; Insecta; Coleoptera; Brentidae. The transcript is spliced from 3 exons. The record is from RefSeq and is a predicted model, not a curated record.
CAAAUAAACGUUGGUUUAUCAAAGUCCGGCACUGCCUUUAAAUAAAUCUAUCUGGUCGGCUCGCAUGUUAUGUGUUGGAAAUCGAUUGUGCGGUAGGAUGAGUGAACCGGUAGUAACUGUGAAGCAAGGCAAAUUACGUGGCAAAGUGGACAAGGAUUUCGACGGAAGUACGUACUACACAUUUUUGGGAAUUCCAUUUGCGAAACCACCACUCGAAGAUCUAAGAUUCAAGCUGUACUCUGAUGCAAUGUUCGUAGCAGGCAUAACGGAGUUUAUCAAACUGGUGCUUGAGUCGUCGAAAAAUCCUGUCUUUUGUUAUCAAUUCGCAGUCGAAAGACAAUUUGCAGAUAUGUUGGGAAAAAUGGUCAACCUGAAAUUUGAACUCGGCAGAGGAACAUCUUAUGGUUCUGACAUACCAUACAUUUUGAUGGGUAAAGGCAACGUAGCGCAUGAACCGGCUGACAUAAAAAUCAUGAGAAAUAUUGUGGAAAUGUGGACUAAUUUCGCUAGGGACGGUACACCUACCCUUGACGGCUCGCCGGCUAAUUGGGAGGCAGCGAAGGAUCCGCAAAAUUUCAAAUGUCUCAAAAUUGACGAAGAGUUAACGCUGAUUGACAAUCCGUUUUCUCAGACCUCAGAACUAUGGGGAAAGUUAUUCGAAGAGUAUUAUCCACAACUUUGAAAAUGUCUUAUUAAUUGCCAUGUGUAGUAAAUGGAACAAAUCCACAAUUUUCUAAAAAGUUAGAGAUUAAACAAUCAAUUUUAUGAGUUGCCUUUGCUAAACAACAAUCAAUAUUCCUACAUCGAAAUACUUGAGACAACGGGAUAUUUCAAUGAAUUACUCUUUGCCUUGAUUUACAUGGUGAAAUUGUUUUUCGCUGAUAAGUAACGCUUUGCCAAUCGUUUCUCGUUUGGAUAACCGACAAAUACAUCGACUCUCCUCUACAAUAGGGGCAAUGGAAUAAGUACGUCGAGUUUAAUGUCAAUGUUGAAAUUAUUUCAAUAAAUAUUAACUUUCAUUUCAUCAUUGAAAGAAAUUGGUAUGUUGUAAUGAGCCUCGAGAUAAGAACAUUGAAAUAAAAAAAUCUUUUUGUUUCAUUUACUGUGAUGAACAUUUUUAUUUUACGAUUGCCCAAAUAAUAAAUCGAAAGAUUCCAAAGGUAAGUGCAGAAAAUGAAGUAUGUUAUGUUUAUCGUUCAAUUCCGAUGGCAUAUAAUCAAAUUAAUUUAAUUCGCUGGGGUUGUGGUCGUCAAAAUUAAACCCUAAUGUGUGUGUGACCUAAUGAUUAUACUUUUAGCGUUUUUGCAGAUGUCUCCUAAAAAAGCAACUAGUGACCAGUAUAAAAUGCUUAUAGACCUUAUUACAAAAGAAAAUUGCAUAUGAUUUGUUAAAGGCACCCUGAACAAAAAAAAAAAAAACAGGCAUGGGAACAAAUUCCCAAUGAUGGGAGGGGUUAUUAAGAAAACAGAAGGGUGGAAGGAGGUUGGGUAAUAAAUUAUAAGGAAAAAAGUUGUUUUGAGAUUAUCAUUUUAUAUUCCAGAUUCAGUUUACUGAAACGAAAAGGGCAACAGUGCAAACCUGUGCUUAUAAAAAUUUAAAAACAAAGAAUUUUGGAAAAAGAUGCAGAAAACAUUGUAUGAAAUCAUUAAUAUUUUGUAAUACAAUGUAAUUUGAUUGAUUUCCCAAAUUUUGUACCACAAAGCGAAAUUUAUUCGAAGAAGUUCAAGUGCGAUAGAAAACAAUCUCCAUAUUUUAAAUAAAGCAAUGCCAAAUCUUAUCACCAGUGUAUUAAAAUAAAAGAUUUUUAUAAAUAUAAAUUUAAUAAAAAUCAUAUGAAUUUUUAUUUAUGUGAUAUGUAAAUUAAAAUUUAUCAUAUCAUUAUAUCAUUUAUAAUUAAAAUGGGUCGGUAAUUCAUUAUUCAAAAACAGUAAUUUUCCACUACUCUAUUUCUAUUCGGUUUAAGUAAUCUUCCACCAACCAAAUUUUCAUAAUCUUCUUGGUCAUCGUAAUCUUCUAAAAACAUAAUGGAUAAUAAAAAAAAUUUUCAACAUAAAAUUUUCUAAUCAAUCAAUGCACAAGAGUAAAUAAUUUUGCUGCUCUUUAUGAUUACUAAUUAAUGAUCUUAAAAUGAAAAAUUAAGCUUCCCUAAUAAGUACGUCGUCUGCCAAGUUUUGAUUAGUUUUUUUCCAUAAAAUAAUUUUCAGGAUGACUUCUUAUUCUUGAAGUCUGCCAUAUUGGAGAAUAAUGGACAGAUCUUGUUUGUUGCUUUCUAUUCGAACUUAAACUAGAAUAUUGUUUCCUACAAUAAGACAUAACUCCAGGCAUUUCAGGGUUUUCAAUUUAUUGAACAAUUAUGACUAUGCGAGUUUCAUCAAUACGUCUUAUUACACUAGGAAAACUAUCCAUUUCCAAUAUUCCAAUAUUUUAUGGACAGUUACUUACAAUUGCUUCUGGCGGUUCUUCUGUUAUUCUGACCAACCCCAACUAUAAGGUCUGACAAACAUCGGCUGAUAGAAGUCUGAUGCAUGCUUGUUAAAAGUCUUGCCCAAUCCUUUUGGUACGAUACAAAAAAUUUAGUGACACGAAAAACUAAAAUAUUUAAAAAUUAUUAUUUCAAGGUUUGUUCUUCAUAUUUAUUCACCCUUAGAAUCUAGGAAUAGCUGUUGUCCUUUCGGCAUCUUUCAUGUGAGGUCCAAUUUGACAAAGUAGUCCAACUUUCUGGACAUUCUAUAAAGAGUUUUAAAGCUAGUUUCUGGUAGUAAUAAUAGAUCACUUCGGUCUCUGAGCUGUCUUCGUUGUAAAUUUAAAUCACACCUAUAAAAAAAUUAAUUGUUUUUUUUUCUAUAACUUUGGAGGGUUAUAAAAAGUAAAUUGCAAAAAAAAAAUCAUAACGUAUUACUAGAUAUUUUUAGUUUAAAAAAACUAUCUAAUUUAACACCUACCCUUAAAUUUUAUUUUGAAGCAGUAAUAAAAAAUUAUAUUUAGGUUCUUUUUUCAUUGAUAUUGACAUUUUUUCAACCUUGACUUAGUGCAUACCUAUUAUUGAAAUUUGCAAGGUCACUUGAAAUCUUUCAAUUUCUUUAAAUGUCUUUUUGCAAUUAUUGAUUUGGGGUGUCUUCCUGCAUACCAAAUUUUAAGGUUUAUUGAAAUUUCUGUCAAAUUUCAACAUUGACACCACAAGUCAAAGUACUUAGGACUGAAUGUCAUUUUUCUCUCAACAAUUUCAACAAAUAAUUUUCGUUCGGAGGAAGAAAGAAAAAACAUAAGAUUGCGUUGCGUUGGUUGGUUUGAGGUCAUUAUGUCAUAGGCCUAAUAAAUAAAAAUAAAACUUAAGUAUUCUAUGUAAGAUUUAGUUGGUUUAUUGUGUACGUAGUUUCUAUUAUACGUUUUUCUUUGUCAAUCCCUCCAUCCUAUGCCCGAAAAGACUAGUCAAGAUGUUUAAUAUUUUAUUAGGAGGUCAAAUAAAAAUAUAUUUGUUUUAAAUUCCUUCAAGUGGCAAAGGGAUUCAUUUUCAGCAAAAUUUAUAGUGUAUUCAAAAAGAAAAACAAAAUCCCGUAAAGGAUUUACCCACUCCGUUUUCCAUUUAUGCAGACGCGGGAGUCGUCAAUCCAAAGGAUUUAGAUUAAGACAGAGAUGAGAUCGGAAUCGACACUAAAUUUAAGGAAUUCCCGUGACUAUUAAUCAUUUGAAGUAAAUCGGCUUCUUACAUUGUUUGAUUGCAAUCGCCGGAUCUGUCGUAAAGCUUACCGAAAGCAGUCAAAUUUUUUGUUCGCCUGUGCCUUGGAAGUGCCGAAUAUAAAUUUAAGAAUUUAUAGCAACUUGCAAAAUUGGAAACUAACCAAAACUAAGGUUUACAAUAAAAUGAUCUAUUAUGACUUGUUUGCCGAAUAAUUCGAUAUAAUAUUAUAAUGAGUGUUUUUUUUUUCGAUGUAUAGAACUUUAAGUUGCAAUAAAACAACGAUGGAUUAUUCGAUUGACAUGAAUUUUAUUUGUCCGAAAGAUAAUCUUGUGGCAUUACAUUUUAAAUAUGAUUUCUGGCAUAUGACCGCCAUGGCUGGCGCGGAUGUAGCCCAAUCUGGACGUCCAAUUUUUGAUGACUGUUUCCAACAUUUGUGGCCGUACAUCGGCAAUAACACGGCGAAUGUUGUCUUCCAAAUGGUCAAGCGUUUGUGGCUUAUCCGCAUAGACCAAUGAUUUUACAUAGCCCCACGGAAAGUAGUCUAGCGGUGUUAAAUCACAAGAUCUUGGAGGCCAAUUCACAGGUCCAAAACGUGAAAUUAGGCGGUCACCAAACGUGUCUUUCAAUAAAUCGAUUGUGGCACGAGCUGUGUGACAUGUUGCGCCUCUUAUUGAAACCACAUUUCCUGGACAUCAUGGUUAUUCAAUUCAGGAAUGAAAGAGUUAGUAGUCAUAGCUCUAUACCGAUCAACAUUGACUGUAACGUUCUGCCCAUCAUCAUUUUUGAAGAAGUACGGACCAAUGAUUAUACCAGCCCAUAAAGCGCACCAAACAGUCAGUUUUUCUGGAUGUAACGGUGUUUCGACAUACACUUGAGGAUUAGCUUCGCUCCAAAUGCGGCAGUUUUGUUUGUUGACGUAGCCAUUCAACCAGAAGUGCGCUUCAUCGCUAAAAAAAAUUCGCUUAUGAAAAUCGGGAACAACGGCAAUCUCGUUUUGCACUAUUUGCAAGCGUUGUUCAGGCGUGAGUCUAUUCAUGAUGAAUUUCCAAACCAAACUGAGAAUAAAUCACUUGACAGCUGUUAAAUCGGUCGCCAUCUUGAACAGUAAUGCCAACUUAAGAUUCUAUACAUCGA